Molecule: messenger RNA, 219 nt
Organism: Paramecium tetraurelia
Lineage: Eukaryota; Ciliophora; Oligohymenophorea; Peniculida; Parameciidae
Exons: 1
Source: RefSeq, a predicted model, not a curated record
AUGAUACAUUUUUUCUAUGUGCUUAAUAAUUUUCAUUAAUGUUAGAAAUUCAUUGAUUUCAUUAAUUAAAUUUAAAGUAAAAUAGUCUUGCAUUAUUUAUUUUACAUUUUGUUAUUUAUAAAAUAGAUGUAAAGAUAAGUCACGAUGAACAUGGAAUAUUUUAUUUCACAAUCUAUCAUAUUUUAUGUCUAGAAUAGGAUAAUGGUAUUAUAAAAUUGA